UGAAGCGGCGCUCUGAUACGCCGGCGGGCGGAAGUGACGUCACGUGUUGUGGAUUGAGAGGGAGUUUGUAAGCGGGUUCGUCUCUCACAGACUACAAUAAACCACAUAAAGCGGUUCUCCUGAUCUGGAUCUCGUGUUUUCAGGUUUUAGAAGCGAGUGUGUGGUUUGAAGAACAUGCCUGAAAUCAAACUCAAGCAUGUCGUGUCAUGCAGCAGUGAAGACAAUACUCACAAAGCAGAUAAUCUCCUGAGCUCCGACACGUAUAGGAAAUGGAAAGCUGCGAGACCGGGAGAGAAGCAAGUUUCAGUCAUUCUUCAGUUGGAAAAGGAAGAGCAAAUUCACAGCAUAGACAUUGGAAAUGAAGGCUCUGCUUUCAUUGAGGUCCUUGUUGGACACUCCACGUCCGUCAAAAACCAAGACUUUCAGGUUCUGCUGGUCACGUCGUCCUUCAUGUCGCCCACAGAGAGUCGUAACGGCACGAACACUAACCGCGUGCGUCUCUUCGGGCCGAACCAGCUGGUGAAGGCCACGGCGCAGGAGAAGUGGGACUGUGUGAAGAUCGUGUGCAGUCAGCCGUACAGCAAGUCAAUAGCGUAUGGAGUUGCCUUCAUAAAGCUGCACUCUCCUCCGGACGCUACCGAUGCUCCUGUCUCGACUCCUCCGAAACUCACUAAACUGGGUCAGUUCAGAGUCAAAGACGAUUCACCCUCCUCUGGCUCCAACAUCCAGCCGGGAAGCCUGUUCUUCAGCAGAGACAGCGGCGCUAAACCCAGCGCAGGACUCAAGGUGUCUCCUCAGAAUGACAGAUUGAGUUACGCCGCUGCUGCUCUGAAAUCUGAAGCUUCGUCCACACAGACGUCUCCCAGCAGCUCACAACAGGCUCCUGUGAAAAGGAAGUUUGAGUUCAGUAAAGAGCGUCUGGAAGCCGCCGGUCCGCCGCCCAAAAAGCCCAGUUCAUCUGGUUCUUCUGAACCAAACACUGCCACACCGAAACCUAAAGCAAGAACCGGAGCGACCGCGAGUCCUGUCAGCAGCGCUUCUCCAGCCCAGAAGACAUCAGACAAGCGAGAGAGUCCGAAAUCCAAGCCAGAGCCCAAACCAAAACCUAAACCCAAACCUAAAGCCAGGUCUGCAGAUCCGGUGCCUCUCAAUCGCAUCUUGGAGGGAGUUGUGUUUGUCCUGAGCGGCUUCCAGAACCCGUUCCGCGGAGACCUGAGGGACAAAGCGCUGGAGAUGGGAGCCCGAUACCGGCCGGACUGGACGCCGGACUCCACACACCUCAUCUGUGCUUUCGCCAACACACCCAAAUACAGUCAGGUGAAAGCAGCCGGAGGCAUCAUCGUCAGGAAGGAGUGGGUGAUGGACUGCCACAAAACAAAGAAGAAGAUCUCUUUCAAACGGUAUCUCAUGGAUGGAGCCGAGUCCAGCUCAGAGAGUGAAGCAGAAGAGGACGAGAGCGAGGAGGAAGUGCAGAAAGCGAAAACACCAGAAAAGAGGCAGAUGACCCCAAAAAAGCAGCCGAUCAAGGAAGAGGAGGAGGAGGAGGGAGGUUCAACAGAUGCUGAAGAUCCAGAGGAUGACGGCUCUGGCAUGGACACUGAAGACGAGCUGAACAGGGUGGAAAUGGAGAGCAGGAGGAAGAAAGCAGCGCAGGAAAGCACAUCAGUUCAGGUGAAAGAUGAAGAUCCGUACGGCGGCUCUACUGAUGAGAACACAGAUGCUGAGGAAGAGGAGGAUAAACCCAUCCCUGAACUACCAGACUUCCUAACAGGAAAACGGUUCUAUCUUUACGGCAAGUUCCCUGACAACCAGAAGAGGCAACUUCAGCGCUACAUCAUCGCCUUCAACGGAGCCGUCGAAGACUACAUGAGCGAGAAGGUCCAGUUUGUCAUCACCAGCGAGGGAUGGGACGAAUCGUUUGAGGAAGCCUUGAUGGAGAAUGGCAAUCUGAGCUUUGUGAAACCUACCUGGAUUUUCGCCAUCAAUGACAGGCAGAAGUUGCUACCGUACCAGCCCUACACCGUCGUGCCUUAAGAGCGAGAUUAAGUCGUCUUGCUCUUUGAGAACUCAGCUAUCAAUCCCAGCCUUGACCUGAGGAGACAUUAGCCAUCGUAGAGGAGUAGUUCGACCUGUAAAUUAAGCGUCGCCCUCGUGUCAUUCCAAACCUGUAUGAAUUUCUCUUUUUUGUUUUUGCCAUCUUUUGUGAUCUACAGAAGAGCGUCAUACAGGUUUAGAGGGGCGUGUGAAUGACUAAUUUAUGUGUUUUCAUUUCUGGUGUUGAAAUAUAUUUGCCUGUCACAAGUCGUUGUUUUGAUGUUGCGAAACUAAAGUCAGAUACCACCCCAGAGAUAAAAGACUAAUCCACAUUCAACACCCGCUUUACCAACAGCCCAAAAACUGUUGAAUAUGAAUUAAUAAAGACCUGGACCUGAAGUCUUUUUUGGAUCUGACUUAUGCCAAACAUACUCAUUUAAUAUGUUCACAUGGUUAAUUAUUGAUUAGCUAAUCCAUAUUCACAUUUGUUGCCCACAUUGCUUUGCUCAAGACCCAAGCUUUUUAACAUCUGUAGGUGUGGCCUACAGAAUAUUACAACAAUAUUGCUUUGGUUUGAGCUAUUUGAAUAUUCAAACAACCAUAUAUGUAUAUAUAAAAAAAAAGCUCCUGAAAUAAAAACUGCUGUAAAAACAUGAAUUAGGUAUAUUUGUAGAAUGUUUGUUUAUGAUAGGUCAACUCUGGCAGUUUUAAUGUUUUGCUGUUUACUGUUUUUAUUUCAAAAUCCCUUUUGUGUGUCGAUUUUGAUGUCUUUUGUUUUCUUUAAAUGAAAUUAAUAUUUUGAAGUUCUCAUUUGAAGCGUUGGCAGAAUAAAGUUGGAAUAUAGUUACACUA
Molecule: messenger RNA, 2886 nt
Organism: Carassius auratus (goldfish)
Lineage: Eukaryota; Metazoa; Chordata; Actinopteri; Cypriniformes; Cyprinidae
Gene: xrcc1
Product: X-ray repair complementing defective repair in Chinese hamster cells 1
Exons: 18
Coding region: 175-2034 (619 amino acids)
Biological process (GO): double-strand break repair via nonhomologous end joining; single strand break repair; base-excision repair
Cellular component (GO): nucleus
Molecular function (GO): damaged DNA binding
Source: RefSeq, a predicted model, not a curated record